CUAUAAAUUAGUGCCUCGCCUCGAUUUGGGACAUCAGUUGAGUUUCGUUCAGGUUGCCGGCAGCAUCAGUAGCACCACUAGCACCACCAGUAUCACCAUGAAGCUGUACGUUUGCGUUUCGCUGGCCCUUUUGGCCCUUUCGGCCCCAGUUCCCUCCGACGCCCUGCUGGGCGCCAAGUUGGCCCUGCUGAAGGCCAUUGGCGGCGGUCUGGGUGGCGGCAGCUCCGGCGGCGGUGGCUACUCCACCGGCAGUGGUGGCUAUGGAGGCGGUUAUGGCAGCGGUGGAUACUCCGGCGGCUACAAUCAGGGAUACUACAGCCAGCCCAGCCGCCCAGUGUACAAUUCCGGAUACGGUAGCUCCUCGGCCUCUUCCGCCAGCAGCAGCAGCUAUGGAGGUGGCUAUGGAGGUGGUUAUGGCGGUGGUUACGGUGGCGGCGAGCAGGUCAUCAAGGUCAUCAAGGUGGUGGAGCAGCCCUCUUACUCUUAUGGACGCUCGGCCGGCUAUGGUGGCAACUAUGGCGGAUACUCGUCCAGUGCCUCUUCCAGCGCCAGCGCCAGCUCCUACUCCGCUCCAGCUCCAGCUGUAAGCUACUCUGCUCCUGCUCCGGCUGUUACCUACUCCGCUCCUGCUCCCGCUGUUACCUACUCUGCCCCAGCUCCCGCUGUGACCUACUCCGCUCCAGCUCCAGCUGUGACCUACUCUGCUCCUGCUCCUGCCCCAGCAGUGACCUACUCUGCUCCAGCUCCCGUGGUGCGCGUUCAGGCAGCCCCAGCUGUGACCUACUCCGCUCCUGCUCCUGCUCCAGUGACCUACUCCGCUCCUGCUCCUGCUCCAGUGACCUACUCCGCUCCCGCUCCAGUGGUGCGUGUACAGGCUGCUCCGGCUGUUACCUACUCCGCUCCCGCUCCCGCAGUGACCUACUCCGCUCCAGCUCCCGCUGUGACCUACUCCGCUCCUGCUCCAGCUCCAGUGGUGCGUUACUCAGCCCCAGCUCCAGCUCCCAUCAGCUACGCCCCCGCUCCCGUAUCCUACGCCCCACAGGCACAGAGCCAACAGGUGGUGAAGACCAUCAAGCUGAUCGUCGAUGAGGACCGUGCACCCGCCCAGGUGUACGGACCACCUGCCGUGGAGUCCAGCUACUCCAGUGCCUCCUCCUCCGCUGGUGGAUACAGCGGUGGCUACAACGGUGGAUACAACGGUGGCUACAACGGUGGCUACAAUGGCGGUUCCAAUGGUGGAUUCUCUGGUGGAUUCAAUGGCGGCUGGAAGCGCGGCGGCAUCUUUGAGAAGCUGGUCGGCUGCUAGGCUAUGUAGCCAUUGAGUUAAGCCACUCAAGGACCCAAAAAUCUAUCCUAACCUAACCGUACUCAACUAUUUUUUUUCUAGUUAUAAAACGAAUAACUGUAUUUUUUUGUUCGAUCGCUGUGUACAUAAAAUAAAUCAAUAUACCCC
Drosophila erecta is the source of this 1453-nucleotide messenger RNA. Its product is annotated as glycine, alanine and asparagine-rich protein. Gene Ontology annotation, cellular component: RNA polymerase II transcription regulator complex. The coding region runs from base 98 to 1306 and encodes 402 amino acids. The transcript has a single exon. Lineage: Eukaryota; Metazoa; Arthropoda; Insecta; Diptera; Drosophilidae. Gene Ontology annotation, biological process: positive regulation of transcription by RNA polymerase II. Gene Ontology annotation, molecular function: transcription coactivator activity. The record is from RefSeq and is a predicted model, not a curated record.